Molecule: messenger RNA, 1022 nt
Organism: Meriones unguiculatus (Mongolian gerbil)
Lineage: Eukaryota; Metazoa; Chordata; Mammalia; Rodentia; Muridae
Gene: Haus1
Product: HAUS augmin like complex subunit 1
Exons: 9
Coding region: 46-882 (278 amino acids)
Biological process (GO): centrosome cycle; spindle assembly
Cellular component (GO): cytosol; HAUS complex
Source: RefSeq, a predicted model, not a curated record
CGUUCCCCGCGAGGCUUUGAGAGUGAGCUGGCGGGAGCGGCGGCCAUGGCAGCGCCGGAAGAUAGAGGAUCGCAGGUUGCUGCGUGGUUGAAAAAAAUAUUUGGAGACCAUCCCAUUCCACCAUAUGAGGUGAACCCACGGACGACAGAAAUUUUAUAUCACCUUUCAGAACGCAACAGGGUUCGGGACAGGGACAUCCACCUGGUAAUAGAGGACUUAAAACAGAAAGCCAGUGAAUAUGAAUCAGAAGCCAAACGUCUUCAAGACUUCCUCAUGGAGAGUGUGAAUUUUUCCCCCGCUAAUCUGUCUAACACUGGUUCCAGGUUUCUGAAUGCAUUGGUCGACAGUGCAGUAGCCCUGGAAACGAAGGAUACUUCAAUAGCAAGUUUUAUCCCUGCAGUGAAUGAUUUGACCUCUGACCUUUUCCGUACCAAAUCCAAAAGUGAAGAAAUCAAGCUUGAAUUGGGAAAACUUGAAAAGAGUCUGACUGCAACAUUAGUGUUAGAAAAACGUCUACGAGAAGAUGUCAAGAAGGCAGAGCUGCAUCUGUCUGCAGAAAGGACCAAAGUUGACAGUCGUCUUCAGAACAUGGACUUCCUGAAGGCAAAGGCAGCGGAGUUCAGGUUUGGAAUCAAAGCUGCAGAGGAGCAGCUUUCAGCCAGAGGCAUGGAUGCGUCUCUGUCUCACCGGUCACUAGUGGCACUUUCAGAGAAACUAUUGGAACUAAAACAACAGACUAUACCUCUGAAGAAGAAAUUGGAGUCCUAUUUAGAUUUAAUGCCGAAUCCAUCUCUUGCUCAAGUGAAAAUUGAAGAGGCAAAGAGAGAAUUAGAUGCCAUUGAAGCUGAACUUACAAAGAAAGUAGAAAUGAUGGAACUGUGACUACAGCCAAGUAGACAUCCUUUUCCCAAGAAGUAAAUGACUGUUCUUAGUGAAGAUAAUAAUAUCAUAUUGAUAAAAUAACAGUUUUUGGUCAUGCAUUUAUAUUUUUGGCCUAAAUACAGUUUUCAUAUGAAAAAACA